Messenger RNA from Heteronotia binoei (common prickly gecko), 2056 nucleotides. RefSeq names its product formin binding protein 1 (gene FNBP1). Gene Ontology annotation, biological process: endocytosis; signal transduction. Lineage: Eukaryota; Metazoa; Chordata; Lepidosauria; Squamata; Gekkonidae. The coding region runs from base 2 to 1951 and encodes 649 amino acids. Gene Ontology annotation, molecular function: protein binding. The record is from RefSeq and is a predicted model, not a curated record. The transcript has 19 exons.
CAUGAGCUGGGGGGCAGAGCUGUGGGAUCAGUUUGACAACCUUGAAAAACACACUCAGUGGGGCAUUGACGUUCUGGAGAAAUACAUCAAGUUUGUGAAAGAGAGAACGGAAAUAGAACUCAACUAUGCCAAGCAGCUUCGGAAUCUUUCGAAGAAAUAUCAGCCCAAAAAGAACUCCAAAGAAGAAGAUGAAUACAAAUAUUCAUCAUGUAAAGCCUUCUUAGCCACUUUGAAUGAAAUGAAUGAUUAUGCCGGGCAGCACGAAGUCAUUUCGGAGAACAUGACCUCGCAGAUCACCACUGAGUUAGCCCGCUACGUGCAAGAACUGAAGCAAGAGAGGAAAUCGCACUUCCACAACGGCCGAAAAGCACAACAGCAUAUCGAAACGUGCUGGAAACAGCUUGAAUCGAGUAAAAGACGCUUUGAACGGGAUUGCAAGGAAGCCGACCGCGCACAGCAGUACUUUGAAAAGAUGGAUGCGGAUAUCAAUGUAACAAAAGCAGACGUCGAAAAGGCUCGGCAGCAGGCCCAGCUCCGUCAACAGAUGGCUGAAGACAGCAAAGCGGAAUAUUCGUCAACGCUACAGAAAUUCAACCAUGAACAGCAUGAACAUUAUCACACACACAUACCCAACAUCUUCCAGACAAUACAAGAGAUGGAAGAGAGAAGAAUAGUCAGGAUAGGUGAAUCCAUGAAAACGUUUGCCGAGGUGGACCGACAGGUCAUCCCCAUCAUCGGGAAGUGUCUGGAUGAGAUAACCAGGGCAGCUGAGUCCAUCAACCAGAAGAAUGAUUCACAGUUGGUCGUAGAAGCCUUUAAGUCUGGCUUUGAGCCUCCUGGUGAUGUUGACUUUGAAGACUUCACCCAGCCAAUCAAGCGCACUGUCUCUGAAUCCAGCCUUUCGAACUCCAAAGAUGGAAAACCAGAGUCCAGGUUCAGCAGCAAGUCCAAGGGCAAGUUGUGGCCAUUCAUCAAGAAAAAUAAGCUUAUGUCCCUUUUAACAUCCCCCCAUCAGCCCCCUCCUCCGCCCCCUUUCUCUGGCUCACCCUCUGCUGUUCCCAACGGCCCCCAGUCUCCCAAGCAGCAAAAGGAACCCCUCUCCCAUCGCUUCAACGAGUUCAUGACCUCCAAACCCAAAAUCCACUGCUUCAGGAGCCUAAAACGCGGGCAACAGUCUCAAUCAUUGUAUUUUCACAAAGAACUCAUGAAGAGGACUUUAGGCAAGCCUACGUAUGCCCUUGAGGCUAGGGAAUAUGUUCUUUCUCUCAAGCUGGGUGCAGGACCUGAAGACUUCAGCAACCUUCCCCCUGAGCAAAGAAGGAAAAAGCUCCAGCAAAAGGUGGAUGAGCUCAGCAAGGAUAUCCAGAAAGAAAUGGAUCAAAGAGAUGCCUUAACAAAAAUGAAGGACGUCUACAUCAAGAACCCACAGAUGGGAGAUGCAGCCAGCGUGGAUCACAAGCUAGCUGAACUUGGGCAGAACUUAGAGAAGCUGAGAUCAGAGGCCCAGAAAUUUGAGGGCUGGCUAGCGGAGGUGGAAGGACGGCUGCCAGCACGGACCGAGCAAACGCGGCGUCAGAGUGGGGUGUGUGAACAGCAGAACACCUUGACUGUCAACAACUGCGCCCAAGAUCGAGAGAGCAGCCCAGAUGGCAGUUACACAGAGGAGCCGAGCCAGGAGAGUGAGAUGAAGGCACCGGCCCCUGAUUUUGACGACGAGUUCGAUGACGAAGAGCCACUGCCCACCAUUGGAACGUGCAAAGCUCUGUACACCUUUGAAGGCCAGAACGAAGGCACGAUCUCCGUCACCGAAGGAGAAAUGCUGUACGUCAUAGAGGAGGACAAAGGCGAUGGCUGGACGCGGAUCCGGCGGAAUGAGGACGAGGAAGGCUACGUCCCCACCUCCUACGUAGAAGUCUUUUUGGAGAAGAAUGCCAAAGAGUCAACUUUAUAGGAAAUUCUGCAUUCAUUGCUGAGAUUCCUAAAAGUGUUGGUUGUUGGCGCAAGAACCUCGGGGCGAGCUUGUCACAGGAGGAGAAACAAAUGGUCUGGUUUUUUU